AUGCUUUCAUCAAUCGAAUUACCAGACUCUGUCACUUCUCUAAAUAAUUUUACAUUUUUCGGAAGUAGCUUCUUAACAAGUAUUAACAUUAGUGAAACAUCUAAUUUAGAACGAAUAGGAAGCUUUUGUUUCAGUAAUACUCAAAUAUCAUCACUUUUUCUUCCAAAAAAUUUUAAUUAUCUUGAUCCAACAUCAAUCAAUGAUUGUCCCAUAGGAAACAUAACAGUUCACCCAGAAAAUCCAUAUUUUAAGAGCGAUUCACAAAUUUUAUUUUAUGGUCAAAAUAAUUUCACAAUUUACGGAGUUAUUCCAUCAUUUUCUGAUACAAAUUAUAUCAUUCCUAGUCAUGUUACUAAUAUUUCUUCAUAUUGUUUCUACAAAGUUAAAUUUACAAGUAUUGAACUCCACAACAACAUUAUUUCAAUUGGGGAAGGCUCAUUUAGUAAUUGUAAUCAACUUAAAAGUAUCAUUAUCCCAGAAAAAGUUACAUUGGUAAACAAUAAUUUAUUUGAGUUUUGUUCUAAAUUAACAACUAUUGAAAUCAAAGGAGAAAUCACAAAAAUUGGAGAUAAAUCAUUCAGUAAUUGCAUGGCAUUAACAAAUAUUCCUGUUCCAAAUAGUUUAACUGAAAUUGGAAAUUAUGCAUUUGAAAGUUGCAUGUCAAUCACAAGUAUUAAUAUUCCAGAAAAUGUUUUGAUUAUUGGCCAAGGAUUAUUUAGUUCAUGUACAUCAUUAACAACUGUAACUUUAUCAAAUAAAAUUAUAGAAAUCACUAAUUACAUGUUCUAUUAUUGUACAAAAUUAAUUAGUAUUGAUAUUCCAGAAAAUGUUACAAAGAUUGGUGAUAACUCAUUUUUCUUUUGUAAAUCAUUAAUAAACAUUUUUAUUCCGAACAACGUUGAAUACAUUGGAAUCAGUUCAUUUAAAUAUUGUUCACUGAUUAACAAUCUAACAAUUCCCGAAAGUGUUACAAAGAUUUCAAGUUAUUCAUUCCAAUAUUGCAGUAAUCUCGGAAACAUCACAUUCAUUAACAAUAACAUUUCAAUUGGUUACAGUCCAUUUGGAAGUAUUUCUAACCCAAUUGAUAUUUUUAUUGCUGGCAAUUUCAGUGUUAACUCAACAUAUAAGAAUGCAUUUCCUAAACUUAGUCAUUUAUAUAUCACUAAUGAAACAAUUUUAUCCGAAUCAUGCAAAACAUUCUUUGGUGAAAAAUCAGUUUAUGUUCACAUGAAUUUCACAACAGAAAAUUUCGAUCCUUUAACAUUUGAUGUCAUUAAAUACAUUGCUAUUAAAAUCAUCCGACCACCACUUCCUGAUACAGAAGACGAUCCACCACCAUUUGAACUUAAAAUCUUUAUUCAAGGAAUAGUAAAUUAA
Molecule: messenger RNA, 1377 nt
Organism: Trichomonas vaginalis G3
Lineage: Eukaryota; Parabasalia; Trichomonadida; Trichomonadidae
Product: ribonuclease inhibitor domain-containing protein
Exons: 1
Coding region: 1-1377 (458 amino acids)
Source: RefSeq, a predicted model, not a curated record